Messenger RNA from Morchella importuna, 2019 nucleotides. RefSeq lists its product as uncharacterized. The transcript has 9 exons. The coding region runs from base 1 to 2019 and encodes 672 amino acids. NCBI's taxonomy places the organism in Eukaryota, Fungi, Ascomycota, Pezizomycetes, Pezizales, Morchellaceae. The record is from RefSeq and is a predicted model, not a curated record. Gene Ontology annotation, molecular function: protein kinase activity; ATP binding. Gene Ontology annotation, biological process: protein phosphorylation.
AUGUCUCUAGUUCCCUAUAGCCCCACCGAUGACUCCCGUAGUGUAGUUCUCCGCCAUCGUCAAACCCUCGUAAUCUACGACCCUUCCUCGAACCAAUUAGUUCUCCACCAAGCUUCGCCGUCCACCUCUGGUCCGCCCGACCUCCCCUCAUGUCCAUUCUGCAAACGCCCCCUCGACUCCGCGCCCGCACCCGGGUCACCCGAGGCUGGCGGGGAGGGGUUUGUAGUUCAAAAUUACUUCCAGUUGUUGGAUGAUAGAAACAUCCCCCCAAACAUGCCUCCUCCCAUCCGCCGUACCCCGCCAUCGCCCACACACCGUAGUCUACCACGGCCCGAGGUUGAGGAUGUUGGUGAGGACCCAGGUUUUCACCAGGAAACAGACCCGUAUUCUGAGCCGGUCGGAGGCGGAGGGAUCAGCGAUGCGGCGUUUAGUCCAAAGUAUUUCGAACGAUUCUUUGUGACGCAGAGGGAGCUAGGGAGAGGUGGGAAGGGUGUUGUGCUGUUAGUUCGGCAUGUUCUGGACGGAGUAUCGCUGGGAGAGUUUGCGUGCAAGAGGGUUCCUGUUGGUGACAACCAUAAAUGGCUAGAAAAGGUUCUCAAAGAAGUUCAACUUUUACAGCAACUUUCACAUUCCAACUUAGUCUCCUAUCGACAUGUAUGGUUAGAGAGUGUACGCCUAACAACCUUUGGCCCGAGCGUUCCUUGCGCCUUUAUCUUGCAACAGUACUGCAAUGCAGGUGAUCUCCACGACUUCAUCCUCACUGCCACCAAAAAGACCACUACAGAACAAUUGAAAGAUAAGAUUCGGCGUCGGACUCGCGGAAUCUCCGCAUCUGAUGAAACGCCACUUGCACCGCGACGUUUAGCGUUUGAACAGAUUAUUUCAUUCUUUAGCGAUAUUGCCAGUGGACUAAACUAUUUACAUAGUAACGGCUUUAUACACAGAGAUUUGAAACCGUCAAAUUGUUUGCUAAACGAUACUGGAAUACCAGGCCAAGAACUUAGGGUAUUGGUAUCCGAUUUCGGCGAGGUACAGAUGGAAAGUGAAAAAAGAAAUAGCACAGGGGCAACAGGAACGAUUAGUUAUUGUGCACCGGAGGUUCUGCGGAGAGUUUCACCUGCUGGUCAAUUCGCAAACUUCACAACGAAGUCCGAUGUUUUCUCCCUUGGAAUGAUUCUUCAUUUUAUGUGUUUUGGCAAUCUCCCCUAUGCCUGCGCAGAUUUGAGGAACGAGGAGAAUGAAAAUCUCGAUAGUCUUCGUAAUGAGAUUUUGGCUUUCCAGGGACUCGAUGAACGAACUCGGCUGCGCUCUGAUUUACCAGAAAGGUUGUAUCAAAGUUUAAAGACUCUUAUAUCUCCUGAUCCCAAUGUCAGACCAUCAGCAGAGGAGAUAUUACUAGGCUUGGGUGGUGCUAUAGGAGAGGAUCCUCCAAUUAGACGUGGAUCUUCUGGCUCCCAGAAGAAACCGGUGAUCAACGUUGAUGAUGGGUCAACACUUGGUUUCCGCCGUAUCUCACCUGUCGCGGAUACUCCACCUCCCUCUACCCCUAUUGGGUCUCCUAGCGCUGCUGCACAUUAUGACUACGACACAUUCAAACAUAAAGCAUCAUUCUCCUCAUCUAGUAAUGCACGUACAAUUAAACAGCAGCGCGGAUCUAAACUGUCUGCAGGACCAGUGUUUCCCCCUUCUGACCCAGCAAGUUCCGAUAGUAUAAUCCUCCGCCCUCGCAGGCCUUUACCAGAGCAGAUGGCGCCAAACUGGAAGAGGUCAGUGGUUAUGCUUUCAAUGAGGCCUGAGUGGGUUACAGCGGCAAAAAUGCUGUUGUUUUUGGUAAAGGUCGGUACUUUGAGUGGAUCUUGUACCCCGGUUGGUGUAAAACCAUGGAUUUAUUAUCCACUCAUGGGGCUUGCUGGGUUCGAUUUUUCAAGGUCUGAUCCCACGGUUACGAUAGUGUUGACCAUUGUGCAUUUUGUAGUUUUGGGGCUUGUUCAUUCUGUUGGAAGAGUAUGCUUGUAUUAG